CUGCGCGCCAGGCACGGCGUGUCGGUAAUCGAUAAUCCGGAGCAGUCGGUUUAAGGACACGAUGAGCGGGAAGCGCCAGGCCGCCUCGCCGCCCGCGGACGAGCCCGACGCCAAGCAGGCCAAGGGCGACGACGCCGACGCCAAGGCCGGGGCUGACGCAGAGAACGCCGGUGCUGAGGCCGGCGGGGACGAUCCGAUGGAGACGGAGGAGAACGGGCGCGGCGACGCGCCCGCCCGUCGCAGCCUUCGCACGAGGAACCCCGUGCGCAAGGCCGCGACCCGCAACGAGGGAAAGGCCGCCAAGGCGAACGCCACGGAGACCAAGAUCACGCAGGUGACUUACAAGGAGGGCGAGCUGCUGAGCGACCACCUCAAGGCGGACGGUGCCCUGGUGGAGGUCAAAAUUCCUGCGGAGUGCACGGUGAACACCAACCAGCAGGUUCGCUCGCGCCAGCUGUGGGGCACCGACGUGUACACCAGCGACAGCGACGUCGUCGCCGCGCUGAUGCACACCGGGUUUUGGCUCCCCGGCUCGACGUGCCCGCCGCAGCUCCUCGAGCUCGUGGCCACGGCGAGGGCCGUGCCCCCCGCGGAGCAGUACUUGUCCACGUCCAGGAACGGCAUCCGAUCCCGUUCGUGGGGCCGCGUGCUCACCGGCUUCUCGUACAAGGUUGAGGCUUGCAGGGCAAUCACGGUGAACAACCAGACGAUUGAGCUGACGGGCGACCCCGAGCGAAUCAAGCCCUGCGCGCCGACGUUUUUCCCGAACGUCGUGGAGUCCGUGGUCAACACCCGCGCGUCCCAGGCGAACGCCGAGCGCAGGCAGAGGCUCAUCCAGGAGGUGACCAUCCAGUACAACCUGUGCAACGAGCCGUGGCUCAAGUACAGCGUCGCAUCCGUGUGCGACCGGGGUUUCAAGCGUUCCGAGUGGACCAGCGCGCGGCUCAGGAGGGAGACGCUCUACCUCGAGACGCACACCAAACGGUACGAGCUCUCCUACGACGGCCCGGUCUUUGACGAGGAGGAGGAGAACUACGACGAGGUCAACGCCCCGGAGGCUGACGUGUACAGGUGGGGACGGUGCGCGACGCCCAGGGACCUGAGACAAACGGCGGAGCUCGGCGUUCCGCUCCCAAAGGAGGAGCUCGUCGACGUCGUGACCGGCGUCAAAUGGAACGAGAUCGGGUUCGACCUCAACUCCGUCACCAUCAAGGGCGAGGAGUACAAAGUCGUGAGGCUCCAGUGGCUCCCGCGGAUCGAGCCGGGCGGCGAGCUCCACGAGGACGAGUGAGGCUUUAGGGGGUUUAACCGUCGUUUUUGGGGGAUGUUGGGGCUUUCGUCAACUUGAAAAAGAACGCUGAUUGAGGUACACUUC
Molecule: messenger RNA, 1375 nt
Organism: Micromonas commoda
Lineage: Eukaryota; Viridiplantae; Chlorophyta; Mamiellophyceae; Mamiellales; Mamiellaceae
Exons: 3
Coding region: 62-1291 (409 amino acids)
Source: RefSeq, a predicted model, not a curated record